CGAGAGAAGACUAUUCGGAGCGACACGCCCAAGUGUUCAUGAAGAACUCCCUCGCAUAUCUGACAGAAUCUCGGUACAUUGCGAUGGUCCCAGAAAUCCCGCAUGAUCCCUGUCAUCGCCAUUUCUAACCGGUCAAGACUAACGUUUACCCGGAGGAUCGUUAGCUUGCGAGGUAGGAACCGUGCGGCCUCACUGAUGACUUCCGGUGUGCCAGCGCAUCCGGCACGCGAACCUGUUGAUUCUCCAGCAAAGAUAGCACUAUCAUGACGCACUCAUGACACACUAGAGAUAAAGUCAUGACACACUCUUCAUGCAUCUCUGACACACCUAUGACGCAUCCAUGAUACAUCCAUGACGUACUAGAGAUGAAGUUAUGACGCACUCAUGACACACUAAGGAUGAAGUCGUGACGCACUCAUGACACACUAAGGUUAAAGUCGUGACGCACUCAUGACGCAUUCUUCAUGCAUCUGACGCACCUAUGACGUACCCAUGAUACAUCCAUGACGCACCAGAGAUGAAGUUAUGACGCACUAGAGAUGAAGUCGUGACGCACUGAUGAUGCACUAAGAUUCAAGUCGUGACGCACUCAUGACGCACUGUUCACCCAUAUCUGACACACCUAUGACGCACCUAUGAUACAUCCAUGACGCACUAGAGAUGAAGUCAUGACGCAUUCAUGACACACUAAGGUUGAAGUCGCGACGCACUCACGACGCACUCUUCAUGCAUCUCUGACACACCUAUGACGCACUAGAGAUGAAUUCGUGACGCACUCAUGACACAAUCUUGACGCACUCGAGAUUGUAGUCGUGACGCACUCAUGGAGCACUCUUCAUGCAUCUCUGACGCAACCAUGACGCACCCAUGAUGCACCUAUGACGCCCUAGAGAUGAAGUCGUGACGUACUCAUGACUCAUUCUUCAUGCAUCUCUGACGCACCUCUGACGCACCCAUGGUACACCCAGAACGUACUAGAGAUAAAGUUGUGACGCACUCUUGACGCAUCUCUGAUGCACCCAUGAUGCACUCAUGACGCACUCGUGUCGAAUUUCUGGCUCCUUUAAUUUUGAUCAUAAGGUCUGACAAAACGGAUCCCAGAGGCAUGGCCAGCAGCACGGAGGAUUACGGGUCGGAAUUGCAGGAGUUGCAGUGGGGUGGCGGUAGCGGGUCGCACUUCCUGCGCAGCGGCUCACACUUCCUGAGAAGCGGCACCGGUGGUUGUUACGAAGCCGAGGAUUUAGAACCAACCAGCAGGCAUCAUGGCGGUCAACACAGGGGUUAUUACAGUCCUCCGGGCACGAGUUACACGAUCGUCGAGAGACCACCGAGCGCCCCUCAUCAUCACUCGUCUCAUACCACCCCUUACAGGCACCGGGGACACACCACCGGGGGUUCUGGUGCCAUUUCACCGGAACAAGUGCUUAGGCUGUUCGGCAACGGAGUGUCGGAGCGUCGCCAAGGAGACAGAAGGACGCCCGCGUCGUCUCCGGCCAGCGUCGCGGCGGUGAGAAGCACGCCAUCGUCGACCUCUCAACAGCAGCAGCAGCAGCAACAAUCGCAACAACCGCAACCGAAUCCUCCAAACCCUCCCACGUCCCCAAGUUCUCAGCCCCUCAGUCUCCAAGAGCUCACCGUAAGGACAAUCACCAUGACGAGAGAUCCCCCGGACUCUCACCAUGGCUUUGGGAUCUGCGUGAAGGGUGGCAAGGACGCAGGUGAGAUCCGAAGUACCUUCAGGCUUCCCCCGUCGCCGUACUUCGCGCCUCAAGAUCGAGGGGUGGGUGUCUACAUUUCGAGGGUGGAGGAAGGUUCGGUGGCCGAGCGUGCUGGACUGAGGCCAGGAGACACCAUCUUGGAGGUGAACGGCACACCCUUCCGGGCGGUGACCCACGAGGAGGCCCUCAAAAUGCUGAAGUCCUGCAGAACCCUGAGUAUGACGGUACGCGGUCCAGCGUUGGAUCCCCGUUGCAGAGGAGGCCACCCUGUGUGGUCCACUUCCGGUCGCCAGCAAUCCUGCAGCUGGAUGGAUCGUCAAGGUCGUCCAGCCUCGCCACCGCCGUUGUACCCUCCGCGGGACUCCAGAUACGGCCCCAGGACGAGAAAGGUCGAGCUCUGCAUCGAACCUGGACAGUCUCUGGGCUUGAUGAUCAGGGGCGGCCUCGAGUACGGUCUCGGAAUCUACGUGACAGGGGUCGACAAAGACAGCGUCGCCGAUCGUGCUGGCCUCCUGGUAGGUGAUCAGAUCAUCGAGGUGAACGGACAGAGCUUCGAGGAGGCGACCCAUGACGAGGCAGUGCAGAUCCUGAAGACCAACAAGAGGAUGACUCUCCUGAUUCGCGACGUCGGAAAGGUUCCACACUCUUGUACCACCAGCCAACCCAUCGUUAUGCCCACGUCCAGGUACCCUGAACACGAUCCGCUGCUUCUGGAGAGCCCUGGAAAUCAUCGACCACCCAGUCCUACUAUCGCCAGCGAUUGGAGACAUCGAGGCGGCGUGCACACGGUCUCCGCCGCAACGGCCGCCAUGGUGGAGGAAAAAGCGAGGGUGGUACUCGCAAGAAGCGAGAGGGCAGCUCUCUCUCAGCUCCUGGCGGAUUACAGAACGCGUCGAAUGACGAUCGAGGAGCUGGUGGUCAGUUUAGGAGAUCUGUUGAACACCCACGAGAAGCUGACUCUUCUGACGGAGCUCAGAGAACUCGUCGACAGCAAAGACAGGGCUGCGUUCGACGAUCUGGUUUAUAGACCUCGUGUUGCUAUGGCAAGGAGAAAAGGCGACCGAGCGCACUCGGAUCUAAUAGUGACGCCGUCGCUGCACGAUCUUCCGAGGGGUGUACCCGGUGGUUGUUGCCGUCCGGGACGACUGGUGGACGUCGAAGGAGAUCCUCUAGGAGUGACAGGACCUCUCCUGCCUCGGGAAAACCAGGAAUAUAGAUCGCCGAGCGAAGACAGCGGUCUCGGGGCCGACAUGCCCAGGACCAGAGUGGGCUGCAGGAGGGCGCAACAGCACCAAGUGACGACCUCCGAUCUCGCCCUCUCCAACGACGACGAGUGUGACAACCAGGACUACGAGGACGAGCUGGAGAACGGCCGCGGACGUAGACACAGUUCGCCAGGUGGUUCCCGCGGCAAUCCCAGAGACUACGGCCAUCAUCAUCUUCAUCCGGACAAUUUGGAAAGCGACGGUGGUUGCGAUGGUAGCGACGCCGAGAUGAUCGGUAAUGGGAGACGAGGAGGAGGAACGGAAAGGGAUCGCGAUAUGGAGGAGGAUGAGGACGAAGGAAGGGAGGAAAGGAGCUCAGAGGGUGGAGGUGGUGGAGGUUUCGGUGGUUGGAGGUCUCACCUGCUCGGUGGGCUAACGCAACGUGUCAAAUCCUGGUACUGGGGCGCCAGGCCCCUCGAACUCGCGCACAAGCUCUCGCGGAGCUUCGACAUGCAGGAGGCGCAGCUGCUGGAGGAGGGUGGUUCCGGUGGCGGGCCCGGAACCGCGGGUGCCGGGGGACCUCCACGACGACACCACAGCGCCCAACGAUUGGCGAGGAGCGAGAUGUCCGAGAGAAGGGAAGAGGACGGCGCCCUGGUGGUGCCCGACCAUCAAGGCAACCUGAGGAUCACCGUCAAGAAGACCAAGUCGAUUUUGGGCAUUGCCAUCGAGGGCGGUGCCAACACCAAACAUCCACUGCCCAGGAUUAUCAAUAUUCACGAUAACGGAGCUGCUUACGAAGCCGGUGGCCUCGAGGUUGGUCAAUUGAUUCUAGAAGUUGAUGGUCACAAAGUCGAAGGACUGCAUCAUCAGGAGGUGGCGAGACUGAUCGCGGAAUCGUUCGCGAGACGCGAUCGCAACGAGAUCGAGUUCCUGGUGGUCGAAGCGAAGAAGAGCAACCUCGAGCCGAAACCGACGGCUCUGAUUUUCCUGGAAGCGUAGCAGGAAUCUCCCACCUCCGAGCCGGAGCCACCGUAGCCCAAAAUGACCAGAGCUCGACCUCUGACUCGCUUGGAGUACCGUCGGCAUUAACAUCGCCGACUCGGUCGAGCUCUUCGUCAGGUGCUGAACGAACCUGGCCUUGGUGGUGGGAACUAUCAAGAAAAAUCCAAAAAGAAACAUUGAUAACGUGAAACGCUGCAACGAAGUCCUCGUUGCCGAAGAGUUGACACGAGGGAAAAGAAAUUGUUAAGGAGAGACACUUGUAGUGUGACAGGAAGUUGUGCCAAACUAGGGAUUGUUUCGUGUACUAAAUACUCGGACUUCUUCGGAGAAGACGUGGGUGCCAUUUUGGGAUCAUCGGAUGACACUUUGUUUUUGUUUUGUGGAUACCCAUGAACUCCUCGAAGAGACACUCGAGCACAUGGGCCACGCCAUCUUGCGAGACGCGAACACUGUUGACUAAUGCGUUAUCGGCGAUCCUGGCUACGUCGAUCAGGACUUUCGUUGAUCCACUUUUUUGGCGGGUCGUUUAAUGGCAUCACCAUGACGUAGGUAGUUCCGAUCGGUCCACGGAUGCAGCUCUCGCGCUUUCAGAUUUUUGCGGAGGAGCUUGUUUUUCAGAUUCCACGGUUUAAUCGAACGUUCUUUCAACGAAUCGUAAAACACGAACUGCCACGUCAUCCACUUAAUUCGUAAGAAGGAAGGUUAAAUGUACAACUAGACGAAUAGUGUCGUUAGAACAAAGGUGAAUGUCGUAAAAAAAUGUCAAUAUCAAAAUGUAACAAACGACAGAGUAAUCAGCUGAGAAAAAAAAGAAAAAGCAUCUAUUUUUCCACGCAGCUUCAUCGAGAAACAUCGAUAGAGUCGACGAAAGUCCUGAACGAACCACAGCGAUUAACAUAGACUUAUUACGGGAAUUGUUGAGGCUUAACAAAGUAUAUUAUAUACACACACACAUAUAUUAUAUAAUAUUAUCGACUAUCGUAGUGGAAUUGCAAACUACUAAUCGGACUCGAGCUUCGCCAGUGCGCGAAGAAUAGAGUUCGAUAAAUAUUUUUGACGUAGCUAUUGAUCGAGUUUCGAAGGAUCGGUCGAAGAAUUACUGUUAGAUAACACCGGUGGCCGAUCGAGAAGAUAGGAUUUGGAAUCUCAGUUUUGAGAAUUCUGGCACUCGGAUAUUUGUACAUAGGACGCUAUCUAACUUAUUAAAAUGUAAUCAAACUCGAGAAUAUUUCAAUACCGAACGACGAGACUUUCCACACGAUUGUAAUCUAAGAAUGGCUAUUUCGAACGACCGACAUAACUCAUUCGGUACGAAUUAAUUUCUAUUUUGAAAAUCGUAAUCAUCGGUGUGCCAUGUUCUCGAACAGCAACCUGGACCCUGAUAAACGUGCCAAACAAACAGAAAGAGGAAGUAAUAGAAAAUAAAAAACAGAAUCGUUGCUGAUGCAAGACGAUUGCACAAAUUUUAAAAUGAACCGAGGACAAAACAAUAGAUGCUUUCUACUUAAAAAGAAAAAACGUGCUAGUGUCUCUUCCUGUGUUUUCAAAGCGACCUUUUCUAAAAACCAUUCACAUCGUUCCAGAAACGGACUAGAGAAAAAGGAAACUCCGAAAAACUGGGACGCGAAAGCAGAUGAUAUUUUUGUAAAACGAUUACGCAGCAGCGAUUUAAAGAUCUCAGCCCACAUAUCCGACAAUGCCUUUUGCAGCUUUAAACAGGAACGAGGGGAAAGAGAAAAUGUUUAAACUUAUUUCAAUAAUUGCAUCGUGCGGGAACUUUAUUUUCAAUCGAUUCGACUCUUUCUGAUUAUGCAAAGCGGGAAAGCGGCAAAAACUGGUUCUACCGUUUUUUCUGUGGAAACCGUGACCGUAACGUUGCUUAAUUACGCUGCUUUCAAUUUCCACUGAAUACUGGUUCAUGAACAAAGUAAACAGGGAGAAAAUUAGGCUAUGAAUGGAAAAUGGUGGUGGUUAUUUAUAUGAAAAAUUUCAUUGUAAUUGUCAGCGUGGAACAAGAGAAUUACAUAAAAAUUUCUCCCACACGAUGUUCGCAAUUUCCAAAUUUAACCCCGGUGCCAAUCGCUUAAAUUAAAAGUCUCUUUCCCCUCGAGCAUGUAAUCAUCCCUUGCAACAAGUGGCAUCGUAAAAAUCGAUUUUGAAUUCAUCGAAAGCGUCGAGGCUCGAUUGUAAGGAAACUUGUUUCAGUUCCAUUUCCGAAAAACUGCGAAUACAGAUUGUAAGUCAAAUUUGACAGAGACCGAUGUCUCACACACGAAAUAUUGAAUCUGAAAUCGAUAACUGAUUGUCAAGAAAGGGAAACCAACCAGUCGCGAUAGACCGUAGAUGUAAUUCGAACUAGAGAGAAUAGAUUCGUGCGUUUAGGCUUCCUUUGAGAUCAAAGUCAGCGAUUAUGUAUAACAGGCACAAACUGUAAUUGUAGGCUUAUAAUUUGUUUUAAAUGGUAUGUUACAUUGCGACAGGGGUGAAUUUGGGAGAAAGAACCUGUUAGUGUUUGUGGGAGACCAGGGAGAUCCAGGGAGAGACAGGGAGAGCCAGGGAGAUCCUAAAGUAAAGAUAAAUAUGGCAAAAAGGUUCUUUCUUCUCAAUUUGCCCAAAGGAAGCCUAAAGCGCAAAGUUAGUAGGUGUCUGAAGUAGAAAGAAACCGGACACUGUUUCAAAAGUCACCGCGACAGAUUAAUCUAGCAAAGAUUUAUUUUGUCAACGAGAGAUAAGGAGAGAAAGAGCCAACGGACACGGACUAUAACCUGUUCAGCUUUCGCACGUUCACAUUGCUUUUUCUCUCGAUCGACCGUGGGUGUGACGCGCGUCGAUCUUUGCGAAUCUAAAAGGACAGAGGCUUCCUUUCAAAUCAGUAGAAACUUAAUGGAAAGAUUACGAGUCUGUAAAUGAUUAACACUUCCUGCGUUACAAUUUUGUAAGAGUUGCUUUCUGAGUUGGUUUUCGUUGAGCGUUUUUGGUUCUCUGUAUUUUAUAGCCUCGUAAUCGGAGAAGAUUCGCGAGACGAGGAUCGUCGAAGCGUGACGUGAAAUCAAUUCGAGCGCUAAUUGUAAAGCAAGGCGUAACUGUACUCGUAACGUUUCAAAAGAACACUCUGUACAUAAGCAACAUGCCCGUUCAUACGCAUUUCAUAGGUCGUCCUUUUUGCAGUCGAUUUCGUACACCUUAGAGACACGAAUACACGAAAAUGGUUUGGGAGAAUAGACGCGUCGUUAAUUAGCGCGUCGAUUAAUACGUUCACCGUCGUGGAACGAAGCACCGAUGAAAUUGUUACACGAAAACAUGUACACGAACGAAGCGGAACACGUAUAGGGUGUGAAGGAAAUUCACAGAGAUAGUCUUGUAUUUAACAGCUGUUUAUGUUGAUGUACAGUGGGUCAGCGUUUGUGCCCUCUCAAUUUAUAUCUAUAUGAUACUCUCUCAGAAAUGUUAAACUUGCUAUGAAUUUUGUUAAUAUAAGAUUGAUUAGGUUAGGUUAAGUAAGUUGUAAAAUUUCUCUGCUCAAAGUUUUGUAUCUUAUUUCAUUUCUGUUUGACUAACGUUAGAAGUUUGAUAUUGGUAAACGUAGAGAUUAUAACUAGAUUGUGAACAUCUGUGGUUUGUAAAGGUGCGCCUCAUGUUAUAAAUCAUUGUAACAAGUUUGGAGUAUGUAAAACUUUCCGGAAGGGAAAUACUGCGUUAAAUAUGUAUUUGUGAAACUAUGAGUAGUGUAAUUGUUAUACGUUGUAAGAUAUUCUAUAUUGUUUUGUUUAUAGUGAAAUCUAAAAGCUUGUAAAUGUAACGCAUGAGUGAGAAGGUGCAGAUGUGGUGGCUUACUGUAUGAAUUUGUUACCAGUUGGGAAAAAAGGUUUAUGAAUAGUGGAAGUUCUGCGAAAGCAAAAUGUCAAAAUUAAAUAACUUAUUUUCUUUACACCCUGUAUAUACAUACACAUUAAUACGCAUAAAUCAUAUGUAUAAAGAAAACCCAUCGUUUCUCGCGAUCGUAUUAUUUAAUUAUUGUUAAAUCGCAAACGCUUUGAUUGUCCGUUCGAGUGUUGCUGUUCAUUAUUGUUAUCGAGAUCAUUGUAAUCACCAAUGAAAACUGUAAAGCGUUAACUAUUAUCAUCGCAGUUGUUAUUCUAUUUUAUCGGUUAUCAUAAUUAUAGAUUAUUACGAAUCACGACUGUUAUUAUUAUUCAUCAUCGUUUACAGCGACAACGGCGAUUAUUAUUGUAAUUGAAUAAAACGUUCACCACGAGAACUGGGAGUCUUUAUUAAACCUACA
Molecule: messenger RNA, 8210 nt
Organism: Megachile rotundata (alfalfa leafcutting bee)
Lineage: Eukaryota; Metazoa; Arthropoda; Insecta; Hymenoptera; Megachilidae
Gene: dysc
Product: whirlin protein dyschronic
Cellular component (GO): stereocilia ankle link complex; cilium; plasma membrane
Molecular function (GO): protein binding
Source: RefSeq, a predicted model, not a curated record